AUGGCGGAUACACAAUUCGACAGCGCCCUUGACCUUCUCCGCCGGCUCUCGCCGCGCGACACAGGCGACAACCUACAAUCCAUCACAACCCUGGUCCCCGAUCUAACGGAAGACCUCCUCGCCUCCGUCGACCAGCCGCUCGAGCAACGGCGGUGCGCCAAGUCGAACCGCGACUACCUGCUUUGCGACUACAACCGAGAUGGCGACAGCUACCGAUCACCCUGGAGCAACGAAUUCGACCCCCCGUUAGAAGAUGGUACAGUACCCAGUGAACGAGUGCGCAAACUCGAGGUUGCUGCCAACGAGGCUUUUGACGUGUACCGAGAAUUGUACUAUGAAGGUGGCAUCGGGAGUGUUUACUUCUGGGAUUUAGAUGAUGGCUUUGCCGGGGUUGUCUUGCUGAAAAAGGGUGUUACCCCCGGUGGAAAGAGCUCCGGAGCGUGGGAUAGUAUCCAUGUCUUUGAAGCGACCGACCGUGCACGCAUGUCGCAUUACAAAUUGACUAGCACUGUCAUUCUACACCUGGCUAAUGAGUCGGAUGCAUUGGGAGAAAUGGACCUUAGUGGAAAUAUGACUCGGCAAGUAGAGACUGAUCUUCCCGUCGAAUCUGACGCCAGCCAUGUCGCGAAUGUGGGAAGGCUUGUCGAGGAUAUGGAACUGAAGAUGAGGAAUUUGCUACAGGAAGUUUAUUUCGGAAAGGCAAAGGACGUCGUUGGAGACCUCCGAAGUCUUGCACCCUUGUCAGAGACGAGCCAAGAGAGGGCUGCUCACCGAGAGAUGAUCAACUCGAUGGGCAAGAAAUAA
This is a messenger RNA of Talaromyces proteolyticus, 804 nucleotides long. RefSeq names its product F-actin capping protein beta subunit. The transcript has 5 exons. Gene Ontology annotation, molecular function: actin filament binding. Gene Ontology annotation, cellular component: cytoplasm; F-actin capping protein complex; actin cortical patch. The record is from RefSeq and is a predicted model, not a curated record. The coding region runs from base 1 to 804 and encodes 267 amino acids. Gene Ontology annotation, biological process: barbed-end actin filament capping; actin cytoskeleton organization; cell morphogenesis. NCBI's taxonomy places the organism in Eukaryota, Fungi, Ascomycota, Eurotiomycetes, Eurotiales, Trichocomaceae.